AUGGCUUCACGAGAUCCGGAGAUCUGCGACGAUGGAGGCGGUGGUGGCAGCCUCAAAAAGCCACUCCUCCAUACCGGAAGUUGGUAUCGUAUGGCUGGUAUGAGCUCCAGGCAGUCCAGCAUUUUAGGCUCUUCCGCUCAAAUUCUUCGAGAAUCCGUCUCAAUUUUCCUCUGUGUUUUCAUAGUCGCAUUGGGCCCCAUUCAGUUUGGGUUUACUUGUGGGUAUUCAAACCCUACGCAAGCAGAUAUCAUUGCCGAUCUUAAACUAAAAAUUUCGGAGUUCUCCGUGUUUGGUUCUUUAGCAAAUGUGGGUGCUAUGGUCGGUGCAAUAGCAAGUGGUCAGAUUGCGGAAUACAUUGGACGAAAAGGGUCAUUGAUGAUUGCUGCAAUUCCUAACAUACUUGGGUGGCUUGCUAUUUCAUUUGCCAGAGAUUGUUCAUUCUUGUAUAUGGGAAGGUUAUUGGAAGGCUUUGGUGUUGGAGUAAUAUCUUACACGGUUCCUGUAUAUAUUGCUGAGAUUGCACCUCAAAACAUGAGAGGUAGCCUCGGAUCUGUUAACCAGCUCUCUGUCACUAUUGGAAUACUGCUGGCAUACUUUUUGGGACUUUUUCUUCCAUGGAGAGCACUGGCAGUUUUUGGAACUUUGCCAUGCAUUUUUCUGAUACCUGGUCUAUUUUUCAUUCCUGAAUCUCCACGCUGGUUGGCCAAGAUGGGGUUUAUGGAAGAUUGUGAAACCUCUUUGCAAGUUUUGCGGGGAUUUGAUACUGAUAUUUCCGCUGAAUUUAAUGAGAUCAAGAGAUCUGUAAUAACAUCAGGCAAAGGAGCUACAAUCCGAGUUUCUGAACUUAAGAGAAGAAGAUAUUGGUACCCUUUAAUGGUAGGGAUAGGAUUACUUCUUCUUCAGCAACUUAGUGGUAUAAAUGGUGUUCUAUUCUACUCAAGUAACAUCUUCAAUUCAGCCGGAAUUUCGUCCGGCAAAGCUGCAACGUUAGGACUUGGUGCUAUUCAGGUUGUUGCUACUGGAGUUACAACAUCGUUGGUGGACAAAAGUGGUCGCAGAGCUCUUCUAAUGCUGUCUACAUUUCUCAUGGUUGCAAGCAGCCUUCUUGUUUCAAUGAGUUUCUUCUUGAAGCUCCUCGUCUCUAAAGAUUCGUCCUUCUAUGGCUUCUUGGGAAUGUUGUCACUUGUUGGACUAGUGAUUAUGGUGACCGGCUUCUCUCUAGGACUCGGACCUAUUCCUUGGGUUAUAAUGUCUGAGAUACUUCCGGUAAACAUCAAGAGUCUCGCUGGCAGUGUAGCGACACUUUUUAAUUGGUUGGCAGCUUCAGUUAUUACAAUGACAGCACCACUACUCUUAAACUGGAGCAGUGGAGGAACAUUCAUCAUCUAUGCUGCUGUGUCUACUAUUGCACUGAUGUUUGUGAAACUAUGGGUUCCUGAAACAAAAGGAAAAACUUUGGAAGAAAUACAAUUUUCCUUUAGAUGACAUUGUUAUGACAUGAUCCUUACAGGGAGGCAAGGAGCUUCACGAGACCUUCGACACGAACCAGGUGACCUGCCUUCUUUACACCUUCAACU
This is a messenger RNA of Cynara cardunculus var. scolymus (artichoke), 1577 nucleotides long. RefSeq names its product sugar transporter ERD6-like 4. NCBI's taxonomy places the organism in Eukaryota, Viridiplantae, Streptophyta, Magnoliopsida, Asterales, Asteraceae. Gene Ontology annotation, biological process: carbohydrate transport; transmembrane transport. The transcript is spliced from 19 exons. The coding region runs from base 1 to 1485 and encodes 494 amino acids. The record is from RefSeq and is a predicted model, not a curated record. Gene Ontology annotation, cellular component: membrane. Gene Ontology annotation, molecular function: sugar transmembrane transporter activity.